AUGCCCGGCGAAAUAAUAGAUCGACCAAACCCUGAGCCUAUGCCGUCUGACCUGCCUGACCUGCUCGAUGCAUUGAUGGUCAGGCUGGACUAUGUCCGGCUCGAGCAGAGGGAUUACGAUGCGUUGAUGGCGUAUCGUCGCGCGGCAUGCUAUAUAGCUGCUGCUAUGAUAUUCCUACAAGAUAAUGUGUAUUUGAAGCGAGACUUGAAAUUCAACGACAUCAAGCCUCGAUUGUUGGGCCACUGGGGAACAUGUCCCGGCCUCAUCCUCGUCUACUCGCAUCUCAACUACUUGAUCUCAAAGUAUGACUACGACAUGCUGUACGUCGUCGGUCCCGGCCACGGCGCCCCUGCAAUCCUGGCCUGCCUGUGGCUAGAAGGCUCGAUGGAGAAGUUCUAUCCUCAAUUCUCGAGAGACGCCGACGGACUCGCCCGUUUGAUAUCAACGUUUAGCACCACCGGGGGCCCGCCUAGUCAUAUCAAUGCGGAAACUCCAGGGGCCAUUCACGAGGGCGGGGAGCUUGGAUACGCGCUGGCCGUUUCAUUCGGCGCCGCCAUGGACAAUCCAGACCUGAUCGUCACAUGUGUGAUUGGCGACGGCGAGGCCGAGUCAGGGCCAACAGCAACGAGCUGGCAUGCAGUGAAAUUCCUCGACCCCAAAGAGUCCGGCGCCGUGCUGCCAAUCUUGCAUUUAAAUGGCUUCAAGAUUAGCGAGAGGACGGUGUUUGGCUGCAUGGACGAUCGGGAACUGACCGCGCUGUUUGUGGGAUACGGCUACCAGCCACGUUUUGUCGAAAGUCUCGAUGAUAUCGACACAGACUUACAUACGUCAAUGGUCUGGGCGGUGGGCGAGAUUCGCAAUAUCCAAAAGGCUGCUCGGCAGGGGAGACCGAUUCACAAGCCUAGAUGGCCUGUGUUGAUUCUGCGGACGCCAAAGGGAUGGUCAGGUCCAAAGAAAAUACAUGGGCAGUUCAUCGAAGGAUCCUUCCAUUCGCAUCAGGUUCCUCUCCCCAAGGCCAAGAAAGACAAGGAAGAGCUGGAGGCGCUUCAAGCCUGGCUCGCAUCCUACGAGCCUAAUGAAAUCUUCAAUAGCAAAGGAGGCCCCAUCGACGAAAUAACAUCAGUCAUCCCCAAAAACGACAAGAAGAGACUCGGUCAGCGCGCUGAAUCUUACUGCAGCUAUUACCCUCUCGACCUGCCGGACUGGAGGCCACUGGCAGUCGUCAAGGGCGGGUAUGAGAGCUCGAUGAAGGCGAUUGCAAAGUUAAUCGACCAGGUGUUUAUCAAAAACCCUCACACGGCCCGCCUUUUCAGUCCAGACGAGCUCGAGAGUAACAAGCUCGACGAGGCUUUGGCGCAUACUGGACGCAACUUUCAGUGGGAUCAAUACUCGAGAAACCAGGGCGGCCGCGUAAUCGAAGUGCUGAGCGAGCACAUGUGCCAGGGCUUCAUGCAGGGCUACACCUUGACCGGCCGGACGGGCAUAUUCCCGACGUAUGAGAGUUUCCUGGGAAUUGUUCAUACGAUGAUGGUGCAAUACAGCAAGUUCUGCAAACUGGCCCGAGAAACAAAUUGGCACUGCGAUGUCGCCAGUAUCAACUACAUCGAGACCAGCACCUGGACUAGACAAGAGCACAAUGGCUUCUCCCACCAGAACCCAUCGUUUAUCGGCGCAGUGCUCAAACUCAAGCCGUUCGCAGCCCGAGUCUACCUGCCACCGGACGCCAACACCUUCCUAUCCACGCUGCAUCACUGUCUCGGCUCAAAAAACUACAUCAACCUGAUGGUUGGAUCCAAGCAGCCGACCCCGGUCUUCCUCAGUCCCGAAGAGGCCGAGAAUCACUGUCGUGCGGGAGCAUCCGUCUGGCGAUUCUGCAGUACCGACCAGGGCUUAAACCCAGACGUCGUCCUGGUCGGUAUCGGCACCGAGCUCAUGUUCGAGGUCAUUUAUGCGGCAGCGAUCUUGAGACAGCGCAUCCCCGACCUACGAGUCCGCGUCGUCAACGUGACGGACCUGAUGGUCCUUGAUACAGCGGGCUCGCAUCCUCACGCACUCUCUGACGACGGCUUUGACUCGUUGUUCACACCGAAUGUGCCCGUUCAUUUCAACUAUCACGGCUACAACACCGAGUUGCAAGGGCUUUUGUUCGGCAGGGAGCGUCUGGAACGCGUCACGAUUGCCGGAUAUAUAGAAGAAGGCUCGACCACGACCCCGUUCGAUAUGAUGCUCGUCAACAAUGUCUCGCGCUUCCAUGUUGCAGAGGUCGCAGUGCGCGGUGCGGCCAAGCGGAAUGAAAAGGUGGGUGUGAGACAGCAGGAAUUGCUGAGCGAGUUGGCGUCGGAUAUCAAAGCGACCAAGAAAUAUAUUUUGCAGCAUCGCAACGAUCCGGAGGAUAUGUAUUCCAUGCCCAAGUUUGACUAG
Molecule: messenger RNA, 2421 nt
Organism: Talaromyces rugulosus
Lineage: Eukaryota; Fungi; Ascomycota; Eurotiomycetes; Eurotiales; Trichocomaceae
Exons: 8
Coding region: 1-2421 (806 amino acids)
Biological process (GO): carbohydrate metabolic process
Molecular function (GO): aldehyde-lyase activity
Source: RefSeq, a predicted model, not a curated record